AUCAAGGAGCAGAAGGUCGUGGUGGACGAGCUUUCAAAUCUGAGGAAAACGAGGAAAGUCUACGUCCAGCAGAGGAACAGCAACAUCUUCUUUGUAGCUGACAGAGGUCAGACACUGAGUUCAAGCAAAAGGGAACUGGAUAACCUGAAGAAGGAGCUGCAGGAUUUGUAAGACUUCACCACUUGACCACCACAAUGUGUGGUAUAUUCUGCCUGCUGAGUCUAUCACCUGCUCAGUUUGAGCGCGACAAAAAGAUUUAUGAACAUUUAAAGAGGAGAGGGCCUGACUCCAGCCAGGAUCUUACAGUAAGAGGUACACAUUCCUGCUAUCACUGUCUGUUCUCUGCCCAUGUUCUUCACAUGAGAGGUAUUCUCACCACUCAGCCGGUUCAAGACAGCGCUGGAAAUGUCCUCCUGUGGAACGGGGAGAUUUUUGGAGGUGUCCCUGUGAAGCCAGAGGAAAACGACACUGCUGUUAUCGCUCAGCGUCUUUCAUCCUGCAACAGUCCCUCAGAGGUUGUGUCAGUUUUGUCCACUAUACGCGGACCAUGGGGGUUUGUUUACUACCAGAGGGCUGCGGACUGCCUCUGGUUUGGCAGAGACUUCUUUGGUAGGCGGAGUCUGCUGUGGAAAUUUGAUGAGAGCAUAAACGCCUUGACUCUGACCUCUGUUGCAGCCUACAGUUCUGGACUUGAUCAGUCUGCUUGGCGAGAGGUCCCAGCAGCUGGUGUGUACAGGAUCGAUCUGAAGGCAGCCACAGAAGCUGGUUCAGUGAUGUUCGAGGUUUUUCCCUGGGCUCAUGGAGGAAAUCAUCCCGACUCGGGCUGCAGUGACACUAUAUUGGAGUCUGUGCCAAGCUGCUGCAGUGCUGUGAUGAACGAAGCAGGCCUGGUGCUCACCUCACCUGUGUGCCCUCUUAAUACAUCCAUCCCAGAGUCAAUAAAUGAAGAAGAAAUUCAUUCAGACUCAUGUAUUAAGGAUUUGGAGCAGCUGCUUGCCAGCAAAGAGAAACAACACGAGGUGAACGGUCUUAUAGAUGUUCUCAGCGAGGCGAUACGACGACGUGUUCAGGCUCUGCCUUUCAGGAUUCAGGAUGAUCCCCCUCCCACUUAUGACCACGCUCGUGUUGCUGUCCUUUUCUCAGGAGGAAUCGAUUCAAUGAUCCUAGCUGUGUUAGCUGAUCAUCACAUACCUGCUCAUGAACCAAUAGACCUUCUGAAUGUAGCGUUCAAACUGCAGGAGCCAAAGAAGCAGAAAGAGUCUGCAAAGAAACCCAAAAAGCACAACAACAAACCCACACACGAUAAACCUGGUGCUGAGUCACAAACAUCCGGCCCCUUUGACGUUCCAGACAGAAUUACAGGAAGAGCUGGUCUCAAGGAAUUACAAGACUUGAACCCUGAAAGACGGUGGAAUUUUGUUGAAGUCAAUGUAACGCAGGAGGAGCUGCAGGAAAUGCGACAGGAGCGCGUGUGUCAUCUGGUGUAUCCACUGGAUACGGUGCUGGAUGACAGCAUUGGAUGUGCUGUGUGGUUUGCAUCCAGAGGGAAAGGGUUCAUCUCCGAGGACGAGGACGACCAGAAGCCCUUCACAUCGUCAGCAAAGGUGAUUUUAACAGGAAUUGGAGCAGACGAGCAGCUCGCCGGUUACUCCAGACACAGAGUCCGAUUUAAAACGUCGGGACACGAGGGACUGAUCCAGGAGCUGGCCAUGGAGCUGGGCAGGAUCUCUUCCAGGAAUCUGGGUCGAGACGACCGAGUGAUCGGCGACCAUGGGAAAGAGGCGAGGUUUCCGUACUUGGACGAGGACGUGGUGAGCUUCUUGAAUUCUCUCCCCGUGUGGGAAAAGGCCGAUCUGACGCUUCCUCGAGGUGUCGGGGAGAAACUCCUCCUGAGAUUGACAGCGAGGCAGCUCGGUCUCGGCCAAUCAGCCGUCCUGCCUAAGAGAGCCAUGCAGUUCGGCUCCCGCAUCGCAAAGAUGGAGGAUAAACGCGAGAAGGCCUCGGACAAAUGCACAAGACUGCUGACAGGGUAGACUGUAUGAAAAUCAUUUUAAUAGAAAAUGUUCAUUAUAAAAUCACAUCAAAAAUAAUAUUAAAAGGUAUAUUUACAGGUGUAGUUCUUGAUUUAUUAUUUCAGAUUAUUUUUUUUUACUAGGACCAAGAUUUCAUAUUUGAUUGGGGUUAUCUAAACUUUUCUUUUUCUCAAGGUGAAAUAAAUAUGGCAGAUUUUCUACACCAUGUAAGAGUCGACAUCUUGUUUUUCUUUGAAGUAAAGGUCACAUUCGAUAUAGGAGGGCAGGUUUCCGACAUCAAAACGCCCAGAGAUCUCAUGAAUGUAAACAGGUUUCCUGAAAGGAGAAGAAAAACAAACAGGUCCAUGUUUAUUAAGAAACACUCUGAUUUAUAAAUACUGUUCAUGUUAGCUGAGUAUCUUCAUCAUUGAGCACAUGCAGACGACAAGAACAGGGAGUGUCACAAAGCAGGAUUAGAGAAUCAUUUGUACGACUUUGUUGAGGACGAUGUGGAGCUGAAGGAAACUCAAAGGUCCUCCAGAAUCUACCUGGGAAUGAGCCACGACACAAAGAUUCCCGGAGCAUCUUUCUCCUCAAUAGGAGCCUCCUGUAAAUAAAAACAGUGUGCAUAAUAGUUAACAAACAAAAAAAACACAGCAUUUACUCUUAAUUCUCAUAAUGUGUCAGACAUUUGAGUUAUUUAUUUGACCUUCUUUUCCUCCAUGAAGGUGUCCAGCAGGGGAAGGCUUUUCUUAGAAAACACAUAGAAACAGGGACACUGAAAGUCAAGAGAGAGAUUAGAAAUGAAAUGUAAAUGCUGUUUAAAUACAUUCAGAGUAAAUGUUGGGUGUCAUCAUUUGAUGAUCAUUCCUGUAGCCCUUUUGCUUUUUUAAACACCUUUGUGUACUGUGAAUGAUGGAUGAGCUGACACUGACUUGAUUCUGUUGGUGACAAUAUUGAAUAUUCUGCUUCUAAUAGUGUUAUAUUAGGCCAAUACAGGUUUACAAUCUGUAGACCUGAUGUGGAUGUACACACCCUCCGAUUUAAGCCGAUUGUCCGGACUUUAACCUUUGUAUUCAUUUCAAAAUAAAAACAAGAUAACUAAACGA
This is a messenger RNA of Labrus bergylta (ballan wrasse), 3121 nucleotides long. RefSeq names its product asparagine synthetase domain containing 1 (gene asnsd1). The record is from RefSeq and is a predicted model, not a curated record. Gene Ontology annotation, molecular function: asparagine synthase (glutamine-hydrolyzing) activity. NCBI's taxonomy places the organism in Eukaryota, Metazoa, Chordata, Actinopteri, Labriformes, Labridae.